CGGUGGAGUCGCCGUGUCCCGGCGGCGUGGUGUGGAGCCCCCGCCGCGGCGGCGGGAACGAGCGCCUCGUAGAACUGCUACUCCCAGAGCAGCCCGGGCCCCCCAUCUCCCCCCAACCGCGCUCUCAGGCUCCGAGCACUACAACUCCCGGCAUGCCGUGAACUUGACGGCCGCGCCUCCCGGGGGGAGUCCGGCCCUCCCGGCCGCCCGGCUUCCCCGCCCUGUCCCAGCCGCUCCUCAGACUGCGCGCGGAGCUGGGAUGCAAGCCAUGGAGGAGACACCGACCCCGUUGCUGGGCAGCAACAAGCCGCACCUGGAGAAGCUGACCUUGGGGGUCACCCGCAUCCUAGAAUCAUCCCCAGGUGUGACAGAAGUGACCAUCAUAGAAAAGGCGCCUGCUGAACGUCAUAUGAUUUCUUCAUGGGAACAAAAAAAUAACUGUGUGCUGCCUGAGGAUCUGAAAAACUUUUACCUGAUGACCAAUGGCUUCCACAUGACAUGGAAUGUGAAGCUGGAUGAACAUACCAUUCCAUUGGGCAGCAUGGCAAUUAACAGCAUCUCAAAACUGACUCAACUCAACCAGUCUUCCCUGUACUCACUUCCUAACGCACCAACUCUUGCAGACCUGGAGGACGAUACACAAGAAGCUAGUGAGAACCAGCCAGAGAAGCCUCACUUUGAUUCUCGCAGUGUAAUAUUUGAGCUGGAUCCUUGCAACGGAAAUGGGAAGGUUUGCCUUGUCUACAAAAGAGGGAAACCAGCAUUAGCACAAGACACUGAGAUCUGGUUCCUGGACAGAGCAUUAUACUGGCAUUUUCUCACAGAUACCUUUACUGCCUAUUAUCGCCUGCUUAUCACCCACCUGGGCCUGCCCCAGUGGCAGUAUGCUUUCACCAGCUAUGGCAUUAGCCCACAGGCCAAGCAAUGGUUCAACAUGUAUAAACCCAUCACCUACAACACAAACCUACUCACGGAAGAGACCGACUCCUUUGUGAACAAGCUGGAUCCCAGCAAAGUGUUCAAGAGCAAGAACAAGACCUUAAUCCCCAAAAAGAAAGGGUCUGUUCAGCCUGCAGGUGGCCAGAAAGGGCCUGCAGCUCCUCCUUCCACCACUAAAUCCUCCUCUGGCUCUGGAAACCCUGUCCGAAAAUGAGCGCCCCACCUCCAGCUCCCUGCCAGCCCCACAGCGAUGAUUUCCAUGCACAGAUGCCCCAGGCGUGGCCCAAGCCUCAGAUUCUGUGUGUGGAACCAUAGUCCCCUCCCCAUCUGAGUGACAAAAUCCUAGGCCUUUUUUACUGCCAUUGGCUUGAGCCAGGACUUGGAAAAGCAUACUCAGGUCUCCCCAAGAAUCCUUCCCUCAUACCCCUUACAGCAGGUUGUACCACCUACUGAUUCUGGAAGCUGUGGAGAAUGUAAGGUGCUGUGUAAGUGACCAAGAAGAUCUGUUAAGAGCUUUCUUCUCUUUCUACUCCAACCCCCUACCCCCUCAGCAGUAAUUAGAGAAGUCCCCCAUAGAAACCACUGGUUUUGACCUAUGAAGCAUUACAACUAUGCUGCUCAAUUGGUAGCCACUUUUUAAAGCAGCUAAAUUUAAGCCAUGUUAAAAAUUCAGUUCCUCAGUUAUAUUAGCCACAAUGGGAGUAUUCAUGUGGCUAGUGGAUUCUGUAUUAGCACAGAGAUGAUCAAACAUUUCUAUCAUCGCAGAAAGUUCUAUUGGGCAGCACUGCAUUAGAAUACUUUUGCAUUAUCCUUCCUCAGAUCAGUUAAUUUUGUUAGAGAAUAUUGAUACCUUAAUUUGAUGGGUUAUAAUGUUCCAUGAAAAACCUUGAAUAUACAUUUUUAUGUUCUUUAUAUCCUUCACCACAAAGAUCUUGCGUUGCUCAUUUUCAGUUUCCUAUAGUUUCUCAUCUUCAUCGGUUUCCUAGAAAGCUUCUUGUUUCCAGUUUUGUGAUGUGAUAUUUGCACAUUUGCCAAAAUUAUCUUUCUCACUUGUUUUUAAAAGAAGAGGUGAUUCUGCUGUACCAUUAAAACCAAAACAAAAUAAAAUCUCCCAAGCAUUGCUUUGCCAGGACUCUUCAUGCAGAGUUUUGAUGAGAUCAGUCACUGCUGACAAGAGCCUCCACCUGCUCUACCUACUCACAAUUGCUUAACAAUUCAUUGGGUAGCAGAAAAGAAUAGAGAGGAACCAAGUUGUCAAGGAUAAUAGCUGAGGUUUAGUCUUCCAGAAGCAUUUUUCUGCCAAAACUCAUCAAAGAGAGAACCAGCAGUGCCAGAUAAGAGAUUCCAGCAUUUGGCUGCUUCCCCAAGUCAGGGUUAGAAGGGAAUUGAGAAGUUGUGUCAUCUUCCACUGUGGCAGGUGUCCUUCCUCUAGAGAUCAUGGAGCCCCUGAAUUAUUUCUUAAGUCCUGGUCCAGCUCUGGAUUUCAUAAAUGAAGCAGCAGAGGAGCCACGAAACAGUGGUGGCCUUCAAAUCAGUGACAAUCAGGUGGACUCCCCAAAGGGCUGUAGACAGAAGGGGGUUCCAACAAGGAAAGAUUUGAGACCUGCCUCAGGAGGAGCAGAGCACCCAAGAGCGGAAAUGGCUACCCAAUAUAUAGGACCCAGUGCAGAAUGAAAAUGUGGGGCCUUUUCUCCAAAACUCAGAUAAACAGUACCAUUAAAAGUACUGGACUUCCUUGGUGGCGCAUGAGAGUUCACCUGCUGAUGCAGGGGACACGGGUUCGUGCCCCGGUCUGGGAAGAUCCCACAUGCCGCAGAGUGGCUGGGCCCAUGAGCCAUGGCCGCUGAGCCUGCACAUCCGGAGCCUGUGCUCCGCAAUGGGAGAGGCCACAACGAGAGGCCCGCGUAUGGCAAAAAAAAAAAAAAAAAGUACUAAUACGGAGUAGCAAUUCUAAUAUUAGACAAAAUAGACUUUAAAAUAAAGACUAUUACAAGAGACAAAGCCACUACAUAAUGAUCAAGGGAUAAAUCCAAGAAGAAGAUAUAACAAUUGUGAAUAUUUGUGCACCCAAUAUAGGAGUACCUCAGUACAUAAGGAAACUGCUAACAGCCAUAAAAGGGGAAAUCGAUAUUAACACAAUAACAGUACAGGACUUUAACACCCCACUUUCACCAAUGGACAGAUAAUCCAAAAUGAAAAUAUAAAUAAGGAAACACAAGCUUUAAAUGGCACAUUAAACAAGAUGGACUUAAUUGAUAUUUAUAGGACAUUGCAUCCAAAAUCAACUGAAUACACUUUCUUCUCAAGUUCUUGUGGAACAUUCUCCAGGAUAGAUAUCUUGGGUCACAAACAAAACCUUGGUAAAUUUAAGAAAAUUGAAAUCACAUCAAGUAUCUUUCCUGACCACAACGCUAUGAGACUAGAUAUCAAUUACAGGAAAAAAUCUGUAAAAAAUAAAAAUACAUGGAGGCUAAAAAAUACACCACUAAAUAACCAAGAGAUCACUGAAGAAAUCAAAGAGAAAAUCAAAAAAUACCGAGAAACAAAUGACAAUGAAAACACAACGACCGAAAACCUAUGGAAUGCAGCAAAAGCAGUUCUAAGAGGGAAUUUUAUAGUAAUACAAUCCUACCUCAAGAAACAAGAAAAAUCUCAACCUAACCUUACACUUAAAGCAGUUAGAGAAAGAAGAACAAGAAACCCCCAAAGUUAGCAGAAGGAAAGAAAUCAUAAAGAUCAGAUCAGAAAUAAAUGAAAAAGAAAUGAAGGAAAUGAUAGCAAAGAUCAAUAAAACUAAAAGCUGGUUCUUUGAGAAGAUAAACAAAAUUGAUAAACCAUUAGCCAGACUCAUCAAGAAAAAAAGGGAGAAGACUCAAAUCAAUAGAAGGAGAAGUAACAACUGACACUGCAGAAAUACAAAGGAUCUUAAGAGAUUACUACAAGCAACUAUAUGCCAAUAAAAUGGACAACCGGGAAGAAAUGGACAAAGUCUUAGAAAAGCACAACCUUUGAAGACUGAACCAGGAAGAAAUAGAAAAUAUAAAGAGACCGGUCACAAGCACUGAAACUGGAACUGUGAUUAAAAAUCUUCCAGCAAACAAAAGCCAAGUACCAGAUGCCUUCACAGGCGAAUUCUAUCAAACAUUUAGAGAGGAGCUAACACCUAUCCUUUUCAAACUCUUCCAAAAUAUAGCAGAGGGAGGAACACUCCCAAACUCAUUCUAUGAGGCUACCAUCACCCUGGUACCAAAACCAGACAAAGAUGUCACAAUGAAAGAAAACUACAGGCCAAUAUUACUGAUGAACAUAGAUGCAAAAAUCCUCAACAAAAUAAAGCAAACAGAAUCCAACAGCACAUUAAAAGGAUCAUACACCCUGAUCAAAUGCAGUUUAUCACAGAAAUGCAAGGAUUCUUCAGUAUACACAAAUUAAUCAAUGUGAUAAACCGUAUUAACAAAUUGAAGGAGAAAAACCAUCAUCUCAAUAGAUGCAGAAAAAGCUUUUGACAAAAUUCAACACCCAUUUAUGAUAAAAAAAAAACCCUCCAGAAAGUAGGCUUAGAGGGAACUUACCUCAACAUAAUAAAGGUCAUAUAUGACAAACCCAAAGCCAACAUUGUUCUCAAUGGUGAAAAACAAACCAUUUCCUCUAAGAUCAGGAACAAGACAAAGGUGCCCACACUCGCAACUAUUAUUCAACAUAGUCUUGGAAGUUUUAGCCACAGCAAUCAGAGAAGAAAAAUAAAUAAAAGGACUCCAACUCGGAAAAGAAGAAGUAAAGCUGUCACUGUUUGCAGAUGACAUGAUACUAUACAUAGAGAAUCCUACAGAUACUACCAGAAAACUACUAGAGCUAAUCAAUGAAUUUGGUAAAGUUGCAGGAUACAAAAUUAAUGCACAGAAAUCCCUUGCAUUCCUAUACACUAAUGAUGAAAAAUCUGAAAGAGAAAUUAAGGAAACAUUCCCAUUUACCAUUGCAACAAAAAGAAAAUACCUAGAAAUAAACCUACCUAAGGAGACAAAAGACCUGUAUGCAGAAAACUAUUAGGACACUGAUGAAAGAAAGAUGAUACAAACAGAUGGAGAGAUAUACCAUGUUCUUGGAUUGGAAGAAUCAACAUUGUGAAAAUGACUCUACUACCCAAAGCAAUCUACAGAUUCGAUGCAAUCCCUAUCAAACUACCAAUGGCAUUUUUCACAUUUUCAGAACUAGAACAAAAAGUUGCACAAUUUGUAUGGAAAAACAAAAGAGCCCGAAUAGCCAAAGCAAUCUUGAGAAAGAAAAACGGAGCUGGAGGAAUCAGGCUCCCAGACGUCACACUAUAUUACAAAGCUACAGUAAUCAAGACAGUAUGGUACUGGCCCCCAAACAGAAAUACAGAUCAAUGGAACAGGAUAGAAGCCCAGAGAUAAACCCAUGCACAUAUGGUCACCUUAUCUUUGAUAAAGGAGGCAAGAAUAUACAAUGGAGGAAAAACAGCCUCUUCAAUAAGUGAUACUGGGAAAACUGGACAGCUACAUGUAAAAGAAUGAAGUUAGAACACUCCCUAACACCAUACACAAAAAUAAACUCAAAAUGGAUUAAAGACCUAAAUGUAAGGCAAGACACUAUAAAAGUCUUAGAGGAAAACAUAGCAGAACACUCUAUGACAUAAAUCAACAGUAAGAUCCUUUUUGACCCACCUCCUAGACAAAUGGAAAUAAAAACAAAAAUAAACAAAUGGGACCUAAUGAAACUUAAAAGCUUUUGCACAGCAAAGGAAACCAUAAACAAGACGAAAAGACAGCACUCAGAAUGGGAGAAAAUAUUUGCGAAUGAAGGAACUGACAAAAGGAUUAAUCUCCAAAAUAUACAAGCAGCUCAUGCAGCUCAAUAUCCAAAAAGCAAACGACCCAAUCCAAAAAUGGGCAGAAGACUUAAAUUGACAUUUCUCCAAAGAAGAUAUACUGAUUACAUUAAAGGAUGCUCAACAUCACUAAUCAUUAGAAAUGCAAAUCAAAACUACAAUGAGGUAUCACCUCUCACCAGUCAGAAUGGCCAUCAUCAAAAAAAUCUAGAAACAGUAAAUGCUGGAGAGGGUGUGGAGAAAAGGGAACCCUCUUGCACUGUUGGUGGGAAUGUAAAUGGAUACAGCCACUAUGGAGAACAGUAUGGAGGUUCCUUAAAAACAAAAUAGAACUACCAUACGACCCACCAGUCCCACUACUGGGCAUAUACCCUGAGAAAACCAUAAUUCAAAAAGAGUCAUGUACCACAGUGUUCAUUGCAGCUCUGUUUACAAUAGCCAGGACAUGGAAGCAACCUAAGUGUCCAUUAACAAAUGAAUGGAUAAAGAAGAUGUGGCACAUAUAUACAAUGGAAUAUUACUCAGCCAUAAAAAGAAACGAAAUUGAGUUAUUUGUAGUGAAGUGGAUGGACCUAGAGACUGUCGUACAGAGUGAAGUAAGUCAGAAAGAGAAAAACAAAUACCGUAUGCUAA
Messenger RNA from Globicephala melas (long-finned pilot whale), 6418 nucleotides. RefSeq names its product tubulin polyglutamylase complex subunit 2 (gene TPGS2). The record is from RefSeq and is a predicted model, not a curated record. Lineage: Eukaryota; Metazoa; Chordata; Mammalia; Artiodactyla; Delphinidae. Gene Ontology annotation, biological process: protein polyglutamylation.